UAACCCAUGCUCUUAUAAAUAUCAGCACACCAAACCAAACACCCUAUUCUCUCUCACAUCCACCGCACUACUCAGAUCCAUACGUCUCUGUAGAUUCAUUUUUCUUCUGCAAAGGGAGAAACCAACAAACCCUCGCUCUUCUUCUUCAUCCAUGGCGAACCAACCUGAAUCAUCUGAUCCGAAGGGAACGAAGAGAGAUUUCAGCACUGCGAUUCUUGAGCGGAAGAAGGCGCCGAAUCGGCUUGUUGUUGACGAGGCCGUCAACGAUGACAACUCCGUUGUCGCGCUUCACCCGGACACCAUGGAGAAGCUCCAGCUCUUUCGUGGUGACACCAUCUUGAUCAAGGGAAAGACACAAUCUGUAUUGCACUUGCUGAUGACACAUGUGAGGAACCAAAAAUAAGGAUGAACAAGGUUGUGAGAAACAACCUUAGGGUUAGGCUUGGAGAUGUCGUCUCUGUGCAUCAAUGUGCUGAUGUCAAGUAUGGAAAGAGAGUCCACAUUCUUCCCGUUGACGACACUGUUGAAGGAGUAACAGGGAAUCUCUUUGAUGCAUAUUUAAAACCUUAUUUCCUGGAGGCAUAUCGUCCAGUGAGGAAGGGUGACCUCUUUCUCGUGAGAGGAGGGAUGAGAAGUGUUGAGUUCAAGGUUAUUGAAACUGACCCAUCUGAGUACUGUGUUGUUGCUCCAGACACAGAGAUCUUCUGUGAAGGGGAACCCGUUAAAAGGGAAGAUGAGAACAGAUUAGACGAGGUUGGUUAUGAUGAUGUUGGUGGUGUAAGAAAGCAGAUGGCACAGAUUCGGGAACUAGUGGAGCUGCCACUGAGGCACCCACAAUUGUUCAAGUCUAUUGGUGUUAAGCCACCAAAAGGAAUUCUGCUGUAUGGACCUCCUGGGUCUGGCAAGACUUUAAUUGCCCGAGCAGUUGCGAAUGAGACUGGUGCUUUCUUUUUCUGCAUCAAUGGCCCUGAGAUCAUGUCAAAACUGGCUGGUGAGAGUGAAAGCAAUCUAAGAAAGGCAUUUGAGGAAGCAGAGAAGAAUGCACCUUCAAUCAUAUUCAUUGAUGAGAUAGAUUCAAUAGCUCCAAAGAGGGAGAAGACUCAUGGAGAAGUUGAGAGGAGGAUUGUUUCCCAACUCUUGACCCUCAUGGAUGGCCUUAAAUCUCGUGCACAUGUAAUUGUUAUUGGAGCUACAAAUCGCCCGAAUAGCAUUGACCCUGCUCUUAGGAGGUUUGGAAGAUUUGACAGGGAGAUAGAUAUUGGUGUUCCAGAUGAAGUUGGGCGUCUUGAAGUUCUUCGUAUUCACACAAAGAAUAUGAAACUUUCUGAAGAUGUUGAUUUGGAGAAGAUUGCUAAGGACACCCAUGGAUAUGUUGGUGCUGAUCUUGCUGCUUUGUGUACUGAAGCUGCACUUCAAUGCAUCAGAGAGAAAAUGGAUGUGAUUGACUUGGAAGAUGAAUCAAUUGAUGCUGAGAUAUUGAACUCAAUGGCAGUAACAAAUGAGCACUUCUCAACUGCUCUUGGCUCAAGCAAUCCUUCUGCUCUCCGUGAAACAGUUGUUGAAGUGCCCAAUGUCAGCUGGGAAGAUAUUGGUGGUCUCGAAAACGUUAAGAGAGAACUCCAAGAGACUGUUCAAUAUCCAGUGGAACACCCUGAAAAGUUUGAGAAGUUUGGGAUGUCACCUUCAAAGGGUGUCCUUUUCUAUGGUCCUCCUGGUUGUGGUAAAACGCUUUUGGCAAAGGCGAUUGCCAACGAAUGUCAGGCAAACUUCAUCAGUGUCAAGGGUCCAGAGCUACUCACAAUGUGGUUUGGAGAAAGUGAGGCUAAUGUGAGGGAAAUUUUUGACAAGGCUCGUGGUUCUGCUCCAUGUGUCCUAUUCUUCGAUGAACUUGACUCUAUUGCAACUCAGAGAGGUAGCAGUGUUGGGGAUGCCGGUGGUGCUGCUGAUAGGGUUUUGAAUCAACUUCUUACUGAAAUGGAUGGGAUGUCAGCAAAGAAAACUGUCUUCAUAAUUGGUGCCACCAAUCGACCAGACAUCAUAGACCCUGCUCUUCUACGUCCUGGCCGUCUAGAUCAGUUGAUUUAUAUCCCUCUCCCAGAUGAGGAUUCACGUCAUCAGAUAUUUAAAGCUUGCUUGAGAAAAUCCCCCAUCUCAAAAGAUGUUGACCUUAGAGCUCUUGCGAAGUACACUCAAGGUUUUAGUGGUGCUGAUAUCACUGAGAUUUGCCAGCGUGCAUGCAAGUAUGCCAUAAGAGAAAAUAUUGAGAAGGACAUUGAGAGAGAAAGGAGGAGAAGGGACAACCCAGAGGCAAUGGAAGAGGAUGUUGAAGACGAAGUGGCAGAAAUCAAGGCAGCUCAUUUUGAGGAGUCUAUGAAGUAUGCACGAAGGAGUGUUAGCGAUGCCGACAUUCGCAAGUACCAGGCAUUUGCCCAAACAUUGCAGCAGUCAAGAGGUUUUGGAACCGAGUUUAGGUUCGCAGAUACUACCUCUGGUGGUACCGCAGCGGCAUCGGAUCCAUUUGCAUCUGCUGGGGGAGCUGAUGAAGAUGAUCUUUACAGUUAGGUUUAUUUGGUUUGUUUCAAUUUACUAAUGAAUACCAGUGCUAUCAUUUAUGGUGGACUUCAUCUGGAUUAUUGUGUCAUGUCAUGGUAAAAAGGCAUUGGUUCAUAUGGCCGGCAUUUUUUUGUGCGGAGCCCCCUUAAAAUUGGAAGGGAUUAGUACGAAGUUUAUUCUGCAACUCCGCAUCUUUUGAAACUAUUGUGCUCUGUUCUAAAUUAUCAAAACACCUUAUAUGAAGACGAUUUCACAGAUUUACACCUCA
Arachis duranensis is the source of this 2821-nucleotide messenger RNA. RefSeq names its product cell division cycle protein 48 homolog. Gene Ontology annotation, molecular function: ATP hydrolysis activity; polyubiquitin modification-dependent protein binding; ATP binding. NCBI's taxonomy places the organism in Eukaryota, Viridiplantae, Streptophyta, Magnoliopsida, Fabales, Fabaceae. Gene Ontology annotation, biological process: mitotic spindle disassembly; autophagosome maturation; retrograde protein transport, ER to cytosol. The record is from RefSeq and is a predicted model, not a curated record. Gene Ontology annotation, cellular component: cytosol; VCP-NPL4-UFD1 AAA ATPase complex; nucleus.